Molecule: messenger RNA, 1125 nt
Organism: Mollisia scopiformis
Lineage: Eukaryota; Fungi; Ascomycota; Leotiomycetes; Helotiales; Mollisiaceae
Exons: 3
Coding region: 1-1125 (374 amino acids)
Source: RefSeq, a predicted model, not a curated record
AUGGAGGAGGAAUUCGAGGCUGAGCUUACACGACUAUCUCACAAGCUCACAAACGAAAGCGAGACUGCUCAAUUCUGGCAGCAGAAACACUCUGCCUCGAAUCAGAACUAUCUUAAAUCGGAUACGGAGCUCAGAUUGCUGAGGCAAGAAUUGGGAGGAUUGAAUCAGGUCAAGGAAGACAGGGACAGAGACAUUAAGACGAGGAUUAGUAGUCUGAUGCUGGAUCGAGAUGCAUUCCGGGAGGCUUAUAAUGAGGCUAUGGGUGAGCUGAGAGGGAAAGAUGAAAGGUUGAGAGAGUUACAAGGCCAAGUGAGAGGACUGAAGAGUUGGGUAAGCAGAGAAGGGAAGGCGGUUGGUGGAGAGCAGGUUAGUGAUGAGAUAGUAGGGGAAAAGGUAAGAGGUUUGGGCAACGGGUUGCAGAAUUGGGUAAUUACCAAUUUCAGAAGGGUGAAGAUUAACUUAGAGAAAAUGGAUGAUGAUACAAAAGACCAACUGCUCCGUCUUGUACCGACAUACGACAUAUUAGCCUCAUCCUCAAAAGUCCAUUUUAUCCAAUCACUUGUGUCGCGAAUCCUGGUUGAGCAUAUCUUCAGCGCAUAUUUCGUAGGAUUGCCACAAGAGCAAGCAUAUGAACUCACAAGAAUGGAAAAAUAUCUGAGUGAUUUCGGUAGGAAUCCAACCAUGAAUCAAUGGCGUUCAGCCACUCUUUCUAUUAUUCAGAAAGAAGCACCUAAAAAGCUCAAAUCCGAAACAGCAGCUGUUGUCGAGGUAGUCAUGAACCAAGUCAACACAAUCAUGGACUCGAUAGGAGAUCUUCAGCAUACAGAAAGUAGGGACCAGUCGCUUCGAAGCUUAGUCAACAACUCUAUCGAGCUUGCGAGACUGGUCCGCGUACAAAAAGCCGACUUUAGCAUCAUGAUGCCUUGCAUUGAAGGCCACCAGAGAACAAUGUUUGAUCCUGAUACUAUGGAAGAUAUUGGUGGAGAGGAUGAAGAUACAUUGAACGAGAGGGAGAUUCGUUGCGUCACCUUUCCUGGAGUAGUCAAGGCUGGCGAUGAGAAUGGGGAACGAAGUCAUCUCAGGAAUGUCGUGGCUAAGAUCAGAGUUUUGUGCUCACCUGAUUAA